AUGGAGGAGGUGAUGGUGGUGAUAAUGGAUUUGGAGGUGAUGGUGGCCACUGUGGCGGAGGUCCUGGUUAUAGUAGUAGAGGGGGCUAUGGUGGUGGAGGACCAGGAUAUGGAAACCAAGGUGGUGGAUAUGGUGGAGGUGGAGGAUAUGAUGGUUACAAUGAAGGAGGAAAUUUUGGCGGUGGUAAUGAUGGUGGUGGUGCCUUGUCCCAGGUCAGGUGGAGACAGCAGCCCUGGGGAUAAGAGAUUGGAAGACUGGCAGUCCUAUGGGUACUUUGUGCUGCACUUCGAGGCUGGCAUCCUGCAGUAUUUCGUGAACGAGCAAAGCAAACACCAGAAGCCAAGGGGAGCGCUGUCGUUAGCUGGAGCCAUCGUGUCCCUGAGUGACGAAGCUCCUCACAUGUUGGUCGUGUACUCUGCCAACGGAGAGAUGUAUAAACUGAGAGCUGCUGAUGCAAAAGAGAAACAGUACUGGGUGACUCAGCUUCAGGCUUGCGCCAAAUAUCACAUGGAAACGAAUUCUAAGAGUACUUCAAGCUCCCGAAGCCGAAGUCUCACUUUGCUCCCCCAUGGAACACCCAGUACUGCGUCUCCUUGUAGCCAGAGACACCUCAUUGCGGGGGCCCCCGGUGUUGUCACAAUCACGCAUCACAAGUCGCCUGCAGCCGCCCGAAGAGCCAAGAGUCAGAUUUCCGGCCAGCUUCAUGAAGUCAGAGAGAUGAUGAGCCAGGUGGAAGGACAGCAGAAGAGCCUCGUGCACGCCAUCGAGUCCCUCCCAGGUUCAGGUCCCCUCACUGCCUUGGACCAGGAUCUGCUGCUCUUGAAAGCUACCUCCGCUGCCACCCUCAGCUGCCUUGGGGAGUGCCUCAACUUACUACAGCAGAGUGUGCACCAGGUGGGCCAGCCCAGCCAGAAGCCAGGGGCCUCCGAAAACAUCCUGGGAUGGCACGGGCCCAAGUCACAUUCCACAGAGCAGCUGAAAAACGGAACCCUUGGCUCUCUGCCACCUGCCAGUGCCAACAUAACCUGGGCCAUCUUGCCAAACUCCGCUGAAGACCAACCCACCUUACAGCCCGAGCCGGAGCCAAAUGCAGGUCCCGAACCUGUUUUGUCUGAAGAUGAACAAAGUGACACUGAAGAUAAGGAAGAGACAGAACUGGGUGUCAUGGACGAUCAGCGUAGUAUAAUUCUUCACCUCAUCUCACAACUCAAACUUGGAAUGGAUUUGACCAAGGUAGUGCUUCCCACAUUUAUUCUGGAGAAGCGCUCCUUGCUGGAGAUGUACGCGGAUUUCAUGGCGCACCCGGACCUGCUGCUGGCCAUCACUGCCGGGGCCACGCCCGAGGAGAGAGUCGUCUGCUUCGUGGAGUAUUACCUCACAGCCUUCCACGAGGGCCGCAGGGGCGCCCUGGCCAAGAAGCCCUACAACCCCAUCAUUGGCGAGACGUUUCACUGCUCCUGGGAAGUUCCCAGGGACAAGGUCAAGCCAAGGAGGACUGCUCCCCACUCUCCUGGUGGCUGUCUCAACAACCCGAUGGCCGAUGACCCUUCCAAAAGCUACAAACUAAGGUUUGUGGCUGAGCAAGUGUCUCACCACCCACCCGUCUCCUGCUUCUACUGCGAGUGCAAGGAGAGGAGGCUGUGCAUCAGCACCCACGUAUGGACCAAGAGCAAGUUCAUGGGCAUGUCCGUUGGGGUCUCUAUGAUUGGGGAAGGUGUGCUGCGGCUCCUGGAACACGGGGAGGAGUACGUGUUUACCCUGCCAAGUGCCUACGCACGCUCCAUCCUCACCAUCCCAUGGGUGGAGCUCGGAGGGAAAGUCGGCAUCAACUGUGUCAAGACCGGGUACUCGGCGACAGUCACCUUCCACACGAAGCCCUUUUAUGGCGGGAAAGUGCACAGGGUCACGGCCGAAGUGAAGCACAACCCAACCAACACCAUUGUUUGUAAAGCUCACGGGGAGUGGAACGGUACUUUGGAGUUCACCUACAGCAACGGGGACACCAAAGUCAUCGACACAACUACGUUGCCAGUGUACCCCAAGAAGAUCAGGCCUCUGGAGAAGCAAGGUCCCAUGGAGUCGAGGAACCUCUGGCGGGAGGUGACUCGCCACCUGCGCCUGGGGGACAUCGAUGCAGCCACGGAGCAGAAGCGGCGCCUGGAGGAGAAGCAGCGGGUGGAGGAACGGAAGCGCGAGAAACUCUGUACGCCCUGGCAGCCCAGAUAUUUUGUCCAGGAGGGUGAUGGCUGGGUCUAUGUCAAUCCCCUCUGGAAGGCACAUUGAGGGUGGAGGUGCAAAACCUGCUGAAAUCGCUGUUUGGGAAGGAAUUAAAGUGGUACGGUAUCAGGGUUCGGCUGGCACUCACACCCCUUGAUGUUCUCCGAGGCGUGGUACCCGAGAAAGGAAUGCUAUACUGUGAAGUGUGCACUCCCAACACUCUACUAUGGGGCUGAAUUUACUCAAGAGCCAUUUAGGGCAUGUGUGUGGUACACAGAUCUCUGUGAACUUUCUGCACACUGUAUGUCACACGCAUGCGCGAUACACACGUCUGCUGGGGAUUACGACACAUGUAAAUAUUGCACUUUCAAGGUUUAAGUGGUAACUAACUAUGAGCUCCUUUCUAUCAAUGAGGUGUGAGGUUUUCUACUUUGCACUCACAAAGGUAUUCUCACUCCUCUUAAAGAGUUGGCCUGGCUCGGUUGACAUCCACAUAGAAGUUGGAGGCACUGUCAUUUCAAAAUGGUGGGUUCCCACCUCCUCACCGUAAGGUUUCAUCUGCACCGAAGAGAAAAACUGGGUUUCCUGCUGGUGGGGAAGGCAGCAGUGGUAAGCAGGUCAUUGUUGGUCCUUGCUAGACACUUCCAGGAUGGAAUGGGACCCCUCUGAGAACCUAGAGCCAGGCCUCAUCUGGAAUUUUCCUCCGUUAGCCCUUCCCCAGAAGCUCCCUGUCAAUUUCUCACACUCAAAAGCACUUUUUUUUAGAAGCUGCUGCUUUUAUAGGAGAAAAUAAAUCAUGGGGUGACCUCACUCCUCUUGUGAUGCUAUAAAAAGGGCUUUAGAAGUUGAAUAUACACUCGUGCAUGCCCCUAUAAACAUGCACCACAACCUCAAUCUGGUAAUUAGUUUGGGCAGAGAAAAGGAUGUCCUAUGGAUUUCUCUCUCUCUUUUUUACUUCACUUCUCUGGUUUGACCCAAGCUCUCAGAAAGCCCGCCGAAGUGUUCCAGGGUUUCAGUGGACUUUCUGUCUUCAGCUUUUACAAACGAGGGGAAGAUCUGACCAGAAUAUAAAAUAAGGGGAAAGUGAAGGAUUUGAUUUUUGCUCAGUGCUUAUUUUUUACAGUACUAUUCCAAUGAUAUUGAUAAAAUCCAACAGCAUGAUCGCUUUCUGUAGUAAUACUAAUUUUGUGCCUUUCGUCUGCAAUCUUAAGACCAGUUGUUCACUUUGUAGAUAUUAGACAAUUAUUUCGAUUAAAUACUCUGCUUCUC
This is a messenger RNA of Echinops telfairi (small Madagascar hedgehog), 3486 nucleotides long. It is a transcript of the gene OSBPL10, whose product is annotated as oxysterol binding protein like 10. Gene Ontology annotation, cellular component: cytosol; intracellular membrane-bounded organelle; membrane. NCBI's taxonomy places the organism in Eukaryota, Metazoa, Chordata, Mammalia, Afrosoricida, Tenrecidae. Bases 1 to 2283 code for a protein of 760 amino acids. The transcript is spliced from 13 exons. The record is from RefSeq and is a predicted model, not a curated record. Gene Ontology annotation, molecular function: cholesterol binding.